UUAUUUUGUAUUUUUCUGUAUUCUGUGUUUGUUCGUUUUGCUGUUUGGGUGAGUUUUUUCCUGUUGUGAAUUUUUGAGGUCGUGGUUUGAGUUGGGAGUCGUAAGCGUAACUCUUCUAAGUUAUAGGUGUCAUACUGAGAUUGUGAAUGAUCUUCUACAGUGUUUAAUUAGUUAUGUUUAAAGUAUUCAGGUGUUCUCAUGUUUGUCGUAAACUAAACUAAUCUAAACAGUUGACAUAAAAUCCAUACAAAUAUUACAUCUAUUGAAUCAUGAAAAAGAUGGAAGAUCAAAAAAAAAGCCGAUAUGGUCGUAUAUCAAAUAAAAGAAAAUUUAAUGAAGAGCUCGACUUGUCUUUGGGUGAGUCGUACCGAAAAAUAAAUUUUAUAUUGAACAAAAAAAGCAAUGGAAAAUCCUCUUCAAUAGCCUCGGUUAAUGACAUGAGUAAUGGCAAAAGGAAUGUAUUUAACGUUGGUGACAUGGUGUGGGCUAAGACAGGAAAAUAUCCAGUAUGGCCAGGAAUUGUAAUUACAGACCCAGAAACAAAUAAGUUUUCUAAAAAUGAGAAUAUGAUACCAAUGUUGCAUAUUUAUUAUUGCAAUGACGCUUAUAAAAGAAAUUGGAUUAAAAUGAAACAAAUUUCUAAAUUCACUGGUAAAGAAGAAAUAUUAACAGAAAUUCCCAAAAUAACUACUCAGAUUUCUCGCAGCAAAUUAAAAAUCAAAUGGAAUAAAGCGGUUGAUGAAGCUGAACAUUUAGCAGCAAUGAAUAAACACCAGCGCAUAAGUUCAUUUUUUGGUAACAACUUUUUAGGACCUAAUUCACCUUCGGAAAACAAGGCUGAUUCAUCCACUGAACAGAAAACUCCUAUCAAGCAGCUUGCUAUGAUCGAGGACAAUUAUAAUGGCGACCAACAAGUUGAUUUUAAUCACGAAGAGCAGGCAUUGGUGAAUAAUGAUUCAAAAGAUCACCCUCGUCAUUUAAUCCCCAAGCUAUGUCGACAAUUCUAUGCCAACGGCUGGGUCACUGGAACAGGUGGCGGCAUAAGCAUUAAAUACAAUGACCAAAUUUUUAUUGCACCAUCUGGUGUUCAAAAAGAAAAUAUUGAACCUGACGAUUUAUUUGUUCAAAAUCUGGAUGGUGAGGAUAUUAUAGUUCCGGAGCCUGAAAAAAAACUAUCAAAAAGCCAGUGCACUCCCAUAUUCAUGUGUGCAUAUACUGAGAGAAAUGCAGGAGCUGUGAUACAUGUACAUUCUAUGGAAGCAGUCAAAUUAUGUUUGUUAAAUCCCGAAAAUGAACUAAGGAUUACUGGCUUAGAAAUGAUAAAAGGAAUUUUCAAUGAAAAAACUGGAAAAUUCUAUGAUAAUGAUGAAGAACUUGUUAUACCAAUAAUCGAGAAUUCAAAAUAUGAGAAAGAUUUAGUUGAAACUUUUAAAUUAGCUUUGAGAAAAUACCCCAGCACUUCUGCAGUUUUGGUCCGCAACCAUGGAAUGUACGUUUGGGGUAGUUCAUGGAUUACAGCUAAAACACAGCUUGAGUGCUAUGAGUAUUUAUUCGGUGUAACAAUUUUCAAGAAGACAAACAAAGUUUAAUCAAAUUGUACAUGUAAACUUUAUCCUAUUGGAGAGCAAUUGGGAGUUAUCCAAAGGCUAUUGAGGAAGAACUCAACUUUUUAAUCAUUUUUAAACUAAAUCUGUUUGUUCAUUAUUUCGUAAUAUUAAAAGGUCUUCUCAUAAAAU
Messenger RNA from Myzus persicae (green peach aphid), 1736 nucleotides. Its product is annotated as probable methylthioribulose-1-phosphate dehydratase. Lineage: Eukaryota; Metazoa; Arthropoda; Insecta; Hemiptera; Aphididae. Gene Ontology annotation, cellular component: cytoplasm. The transcript has 11 exons. Gene Ontology annotation, molecular function: metal ion binding; methylthioribulose 1-phosphate dehydratase activity. The coding region runs from base 270 to 1589 and encodes 439 amino acids. The record is from RefSeq and is a predicted model, not a curated record.